GCUCUCUUUUUUUUUCGCUUUUUCCAUUUUUUUUUUCUUCAUCUUUUCAUCCUCCUUCUCUUCCAUUUCUCUUUAUUAUUUUUUCUAUAUUCAGUUAUCACCCCAUCAAGUAGUAUUAUGAACCAUUGCUCCUCACGCCGCAACGACAACACGACAAUCAAACCUAAUAACGCUCUCCGCAUUGAUACCGAUCCUCUUGGGAUCUCUUACCAACCCGAUAAUGAUCAUGAUGAACAAUACUACUCUGAACUAUUUCGACAACUCCAUCAUCAUCAUCAUCAUCAUGAAGACCCACAAAAUCCAACAUACACUGACAACGUGUCAUCUCAUUUAACCGUUCAUCAUCGCCCGUCUACGGAGGCGACCGCGCCGUUACCUUCAUUAUCAUUGACCUCGUCUCCUUCAUCCUCCCGAUCCUCCUCCGUCACCACGUCUCCCAUCCUUCAAAGUGAAAAUGCCACAGCACCUCCCGUAUGUAUCCCACGACGGGAUGUCACUCACCGAAGUAAAUGUCAACUGACUCGCCGUUCGACUCUCACAUCUCCCGCCCCCAACAGUAGUGGUGUGUCGUCCAAAUCAUGGAAUCACAUCAAAUCACCUGCAGCGACGUUUCUCGCGAGUUUCGCUUCUCCCGUGCAGACCAGUCCGACUCAGGAAGAAGACGGCGAUGAAAUAGAUGAUUAUGUCCUGGGCAAGGUCAUUGGUCACGGAGGAUUUUCCGUGGUCCGAGAAGGCUAUUGUAUUUCCGAUGGUCACAAGGUCGCUGUCAAGGUAAUUGCAAAGUCCCAGUUGGACGAUACCGAGCAAAUGCGUCUUGAUCGUGAAUUGGCCAUCUGGAAAUCGCUUGAUCAUCCGUCGAUUGUUGUUGUUGAGAAAGUGUUAGAAACCGAUUAUGCGGUGUAUGUCAUUUGCGAUUACUGUCCGCACGGCAGUCUGCUGAAUCGUUUGAAAGAGGGACCACUGUCGGAGCAAGAGAGUCGACGCAUCUUUAUCGAACUGUGUCAAGCUCUGCAAUACCUGCAUCACCACUGUAAGGUAUGCCACAAGGAUAUUAAAUUGGAUAACGUUCUUUUGGACCGAUCCGGUCACGUCAAACUAUGUGAUUUUGGUCUGGCCGUUUAUCAGACCCCCACGACAGCCAUGUCUUCUCCCUCAGGUAUGCCUAUGACGCCUUCACCGGAACCGGAUCCUGCCGGCGGUUCGCUGGCCUACAUGGCUCCCGAACAACUGAAAGCCAAUACAGUGCUGGCGUGUCCAAAGACCGACAUUUGGUCUUUGGGCGUUGUGCUCUAUGCACUAGUGACAGGCCGACUUCCAUUUGCUGAUGACUAUGAAUUGCGUUUGCAACAAAAGGUGAUGGCCGGUCAAUUUGACUUGCCCGAUCAUCUUUCCACCGAAUUAAAAUCUCUCAUUCAACGAUGUCUGCAAACCGAUCCUCAAGACCGCUUAUCCGUGGAAGAGGUAUUAAACAUGCCAUGGUGUCAGCAGCACUAAUAUCUUUUCUUUGUUGAUGAUCCCCCCCAACCCUCUAUCUGUCUUUCUCACUUUUUCUGUCACUCCUCUUUUAUCCAGAUCCAUAUCUGCAUCCAUUUUUUUUCUCCAAUUGUCUCUCAUUCUGUAAAUAUUAUCUCAUGUUGUUAAUCAUUCCUCUCGUUUUUAUAUUUUCCUCCAAUGUAUGUAUGUAAUGUAUCCCUGAUCACCCUUUGUUAGCGUUUUUUUAUAUCGUAUUGUAUGAAUUUUAAUUCCCAAAAAAAAUUGCUAAUAAAAAAAUAUUUUCUGGU
Radiomyces spectabilis is the source of this 1781-nucleotide messenger RNA. RefSeq names its product kinase-like domain-containing protein. The transcript has a single exon. The record is from RefSeq and is a predicted model, not a curated record. Gene Ontology annotation, molecular function: ATP binding; protein kinase activity. NCBI's taxonomy places the organism in Eukaryota, Fungi, Mucoromycota, Mucoromycetes, Mucorales, Radiomycetaceae. Bases 118 to 1494 code for a protein of 458 amino acids. Gene Ontology annotation, biological process: protein phosphorylation.